AUGACUAGGAAGAAAGUGACCCUUGCAUAUAUUCCAAAUGAUUCUGAAAGGAAAGCCUCCUUCAAGAAAAGGAAGAAAGGUAUGAUGAAGAAGGUGAACGAGCUUAGCACCCUAUGUGGAGUUGAUGCAUGUGCAAUCGUCCUAAGUCCGUACAGCCAUGAUCCCGAGGUUUGGCCUUCACCUCUGGGGGUUCAACGUGUGAUUGCAAAGUUCAAAAACUUACCUGACUGGGAUCAAGGCAGGAAAAUGGCAAACCAGGAAAGUUUCACCAAAGAAAGGAUCAGGAAAACAGAGGAAAAACUGAGGAAACAACACAAGGAGAAUCAGCACAAGGAAAUGACGAAUGUAAUGUUCCAGUGCCUGGCUGGGGAAUGGUCUCGUAGUUUCAGCUUUUACGGUUUGAAUGAAAUGGGAUGGUUUGUCGACCAGAACAUAAGGGAAAUUGCAAGGAGGAUCAAUUCACUUAAGGAGGAAAUUCUUCCUCAUCAAGGCAUGACAAUGAGGCAUGGAAUGAGCAGUGCAGAGAUUGUUGCAGACACACAGAUUGCUUCAGAGAUGCCCAUGAAUGCAAUGCAAAAUUACCAAUGGAACAUGCAACCUACUGUCAGUCCAUAUGGCUUAGGCUGGGACCCGACCAUUCCAUCGUAUGGUUACAACAGUAACAGUAUCGGGCCUAACUUUACGUACCCCUAA
Messenger RNA from Ilex paraguariensis (yerba mate), 693 nucleotides. NCBI's taxonomy places the organism in Eukaryota, Viridiplantae, Streptophyta, Magnoliopsida, Aquifoliales, Aquifoliaceae. The record is from the annotation of a GenBank genome assembly.